Messenger RNA from Syngnathus acus (greater pipefish), 1323 nucleotides. RefSeq names its product glutaredoxin domain-containing cysteine-rich protein 2. The coding region runs from base 447 to 1229 and encodes 260 amino acids. Lineage: Eukaryota; Metazoa; Chordata; Actinopteri; Syngnathiformes; Syngnathidae. The record is from RefSeq and is a predicted model, not a curated record. Gene Ontology annotation, biological process: sensory perception of sound. The transcript has 6 exons.
AGUAAAUGCGGUACUUUUGUUCGGCUGACCACAACAACAGGCGCAAUGCAAAAUGUGCGCUGUGGUAUUUAUUUAUGAUUUGAUCUUGUCAAGACUUCAACUUAACUUCUGUUUUUCUUGACCUAACAUAUUCACGGUGUUGGUGACACGAUAUCAGACACGUAUGCUCUCUAACAUCAAUCUGCUCUUCAUCACUCCUCCUUUUCCUCUCCUUGGUGGCCCUGGUCGUCUCAUCCGUCUCCUUUCCCGCUUUCCAUUAGUCUUUUCAACUCCCCCUUGGUUCUCACUCAGAUCCCUCCCUGCUGCCACCGAGCAGCCUGAAGGCAGAGUCAGCGUUGGAAGGCGAAGUUUGGUGCAGGGGAGGAGGAGGAGGCCACUUUAUUCCUUAAGACCUGCACCAUCCAAUGAUAUCCAACAGAAAAUGCAUUUAAAGCGCAGCAGACGUCAUGGAGGAACCCCAGAGAAAAAAGAGUCAGCGACAUGAAGGCACCAAGCACAGAAAGGUCAGGUUCAAGCUGGCGUCGUCCUACAGCGGCCGGGUCCUGAAGCACGUGUACGAGGACGGGCAGGAGCUGGACAGCCCUGAGGAGAAGUACCCUCACAGCUUCCUCCCGCACGGCAAGAUAGCGCCGAGCCACCUGGAGAUGGAGCAGCGGUGCGGCUUUGAGGAGUCUUCAUCGGAACGGCAGGGUGGGGAGCCUCCAACCGGGCUCAUUGCCCAGAGAAUCAACGUGUACAGAGGCAUAGGAGGCGGCUACAAGGCUGCUGCGGGCCACACCAACCAAACAGAUGGAGACCCGAAAUCGGUGUUGGACUUCGGAAAGAUCAUCAUCUACACCAGCAACCUGCGAAUCGUACGAGCACCUGCGAGGAAGGCCGACGUUGUACGCCACGGGACGGCGCCCCCCGCGUCUCCGGAGGUUUAUCCGCAGGCCCGUGAGCGUGGCAGCAGGAGGCGUGCGAAGGAGGCAGAGCGCAAAGCAACCUCACAGGCGCAGGAGCCGGUGGGCUGCCAGCUCUGCGGCGGCUCGGGCUGCACACCGUGCUCGCUGUGUCACGGCAGCAAGCUGUCCAUGCUGGCCAACCGCUUCAACGAGUCCAUCAGCGAGCUGCGCUGCCAGGCUUGCUACCCUCACGGCCUGGAGAGGUGCCAGGCUUGCGCCGGCAAGUCGCCAUUUUUGCCCACCGCUCGUACCCGGCAGGGAAGGGGAGGGCCCGCCAGCCAGUAAAUGGAAGUGUUUGACGCUCGAGUGUGAGUCCAGACGACACUGUUGCCUAAUCCCAAAUGUUCAUGGCGGGGGUUCAAACGCAAGACAUGCCUGU